This is a messenger RNA of Phaeodactylum tricornutum CCAP 1055/1, 462 nucleotides long. RefSeq lists its product with no specific name. The transcript has a single exon. The record is from RefSeq and is a predicted model, not a curated record. NCBI's taxonomy places the organism in Eukaryota, Bacillariophyta, Bacillariophyceae, Surirellales, Neidiaceae. Bases 1 to 462 code for a protein of 153 amino acids.
AUGGGCAACAACAAGAAAACGAACAAGGACGCAUUGCGUCAACGCAAAAAGCCGGAAGCACCGGUACCGGACGAUACCGUGGACGACAACGACAGCGACGACAAGAUUCCGGACGACGUUCGCGCCGUCAAGGACAAACUCGAAGCAGAAACGGGCAAAACAUACCGCUACCGUCCAGCCAAAAAGGAUCUUCCGUCCAUAUCGGACAUGCUGGUACACGGAUCACCCGAAUCGCAGGGACGACCCCGGACUUGGACGGAAACGAUUGGUUACCCCGUGGCCCUCGCUGCCGUCUUUCUCAUCAGUUUGCUCAUCUUCCAUCACGCGCCCCACAGUCAAUCCAAACGCAACAAAUUUGUACUGCCCAAAAUGCAAAAACGACCUCCAGGCAACGCCGCUACCGCAGCCCAGACCUCGUCCCGGACGGACAACGAGAAGCAUCCGUUGCCAUCCAAGGAUUGA